AUGCCUGGAAUCAGCGAAAUCAUCCCACGGCCCGACUCGAGAGAGCUUCUCCCACCGUUACUCGCCUGUCUAGCAACAGCAAAGGCAUCCAAAGACGUGCCUCCAGGUCUUCUUCCUCUUCUCUCGCCCAUACUUCGCCAGCGUGUCCAGCUUCUAUCCUCUAGCGAGUGGCUUCCGCUGCUGUCUUGGGACCAGGAAGUGGCGUCUCGGCUCCCAGAAGCCAUUGAGAAGAUCGACGUCGAGCCGCAUCCCUCUUCGGGCGAAAUCGAGGUUGAGGAGCCAGACGAGAUCUUGUAUCGAAGAUCAGACGCCGAGACACUACAUGCAAGAUUGGUGUUGGGCGAAUAUGGAAUUAUACCUACCUACCUUUGGUGCACAGGCGGUGAAGGGGGAAGUCGCUGGCUGCUGGCGGAGCUGAGAGGGCUAGCAGACGCCGAGGACGGCACAGAGUGGUUCAAGAACGUCGCCGAUGCAAAUGAAGCUGGCUUCAGGCGAAAGUCUGGCACCGUGAAGAGCAACGGCGUCAAAAUCCAGCAAGUGGCCCUUCAGCCAGAAGUGGCCGUAGAGGAAGACGAGGAUGAUGGCUCAUACUGGGCCGCAUAUGACCAAACUCCUGGGAGAACACCACAACCUAGGCGUUCUCCUGCUCCGAUAAGCAAUAGCCAAACGCAAGUUGGGCCCACGCAAUCAGAACUCGAGUAUUUUGCGCGUUACGCUUCCGAGGUCCAGCCAGCACUUGACGCACAUGACCCUGAUGAAGAAAGCCCAGCUGCAGGAGAGUCUACAUUGAAUGGUAACGCUCUCAACUACACCCAAAGUGAAGCUCUCGACAUAUCCAACCUCGGACCCAAUGGCUACGACUCGUCCGUUGCAUCAGCCCACACAAACGGGCUGAUGAAUGGUAAUGGUAUCCAAAGUUACGACAGCGCCUUACAUCAAAUGUCGGUCGACCAAGACCGAGACACGGCGGCCAAUGCACUAAACCACCCCCGACCGUCUUCUUCAGCGUCUUCCAACUCGAUUGAGAAGCUUGAACAAAAAGCAGAAAGCUCUAGUCAAGCGGAGCUUGCCAUCAAGCAGCACAUCAGUACAGACAUCAAGAGUCUGUUCCGGCUGGCGAGAGCUUCGGGUAUUGAUAGGGAGGAAUUUGAGAGAAUUAUACAACGAGAACUCGAAGUGCUGCCCAUGUUGGAGCAAGAGUAG
Messenger RNA from Bipolaris victoriae FI3, 1203 nucleotides. RefSeq lists its product as hypothetical. The record is from RefSeq and is a predicted model, not a curated record. NCBI's taxonomy places the organism in Eukaryota, Fungi, Ascomycota, Dothideomycetes, Pleosporales, Pleosporaceae. Bases 1 to 1203 code for a protein of 400 amino acids. The transcript has a single exon.